ACACACACACACACACACACACACACACACACCGAGUCUGAAUGAGCAGAAGACCACAGUCAGGCUCACACACGUUUCUCCUGGAGACUGGUGUAACCGUCCACACACACGAGGAUGGCCGUCCCCUCUGUGAUGGUGCUGCCGCUGCUGAUCGUGGUAUUUGCUGGAAUUUACUAUGUUUAUAAUGAGGUGAUGCGCUUCAUGUCCAAGUCUGUGGUGAGGAAUAAAGUGGUGGUGAUCACAGACGCCGUGUCCGGGAUGGGAAGCGAGUGUGCACGUCUGUUUCACGCCGGCGGGGCGAGACUGGUUCUGUGUGGGCCGAGCUGGGAUAAACUGGAGUCUCUGUAUGACAGUCUGUGCAGUGGAUCAGACCCCAGUCAGACCUUCACACCGAAGCUGGUCCUGCUGGACUUCAGUGAUAUGGAGAAUAUUUCAGACGUGGUGUCUGAGAUCUGCGAGUGUUACGGCUGUGUGGACGUGCUGAUCUGCAACAGCAGCAUGAAGGUGAAAGCGCCGGUGCAGAAUCUCACUCUGGAAAUGGACAAAACCAUCAUGGACGUCAAUUACUUCGGGCCGAUCACACUGGCCAAAGGCGUCCUGCCGCUGAUGAUCACCAGACGCACCGGUCAGUUUGUGCUGGUCAACAGCAUUCAGGGGAAACUGGCUCUACCGUUCAGAACCUGCUACGCAGCAUCCAAGCAUGCGGUGCAGGCGUUUUUUGACUGUCUGCGGGCGGAGGUGGAGGAGUUCGGCAUCUCCGUCAGCACCAUCAGCCACACCUUCAUCAAUGCUGGAGCUGAGAACGCCACGCCCACUGAGGCCACGCCUGCCACUGCCACACCCACUAAAGCCACACCCACCAAUCCGAUUUGGGCCUACAUCCGCAGUAAGCUGAACACACACGGUGUGAGGCCGCAGAUCCUGGCGCAGGAGAUCGUGCGUUCAGUGAACAGACAGAGCCGGGAGGUGUUUCUAGCCCACCCCGUGCCCACCGUGGCCCUCUACAUUCGGGCUCUGAUGCCCGGAUGCUUCUUCUCGGUGGUGUCGGCCGGCGUGAGGGAUGGAGCCAUGGCCGAACAGCUGAAAUGAACACCAGAAAUCAGACACACACACCAGGAAACAUGAGGCUGCUAGCAGUGAAUGAACUUAAUAUAGACUAAUCAUAAUAUUAUCAAUCAUUCACCAUGAGGAAUAACAUGCAUAUCAACUACAUUCAUUUAUUGUUUCUGGGUUCAAUUUAGACCUACAGAGUUUAUUAAAAAACUGAUUAGAAUAUUAUUAUUAUAUAUUAUUAUUAUCUAUAUAUUUAUUAAAUACUAGUUUAUAAAAAGAUUACUGUUUCAGCUAAAACCACCUGUGAGAAAGUAUAUGAUAGUGUUUUUUAGCCAGACUAUACCUGAAUUGAUCUGUUGUGGUCAUUCUACAGUUGCUAUGGUAACACAACUAUAGUAAUUUAUCUAUUGUGGUCAUUCUACAGUUGCUACGGUAACAAGAACUAUAGAAAUUUAUCUGUUGUGGUGAUUCUCCUGUUGUUACGGUAACACAACAACUAUAGUAAUUGAUCUGUUGUGGUGAUUCUACAGUUGCUAUGGUAACACAACAACUAUAACAUUGAUUUGUUGUGGUCAUUCUAUGGUUGCUAUGGUAACAACUAUAAUAUAUCUGUUGUUGUGAUUCUACAGUUGCUAUGGCAACACAACAACUAUAGUAACCUAAUUGAUCGGUUGUGGUGAUUCUACAGUUGCUACGGUAACACAACAACUAUAGUAAUUGAUCUGCUGUGGUCAUUCUACAGUUGCUAUGGAAACACAACAACUCUAGUAAUUGAUCUGUUGCGGUCAUUCUACAGUUGCUAUGGUAACAACUAUAAUAAUUGAAAUGUUGUGGUGAUUCUACAGUUGCUAUGGUAACACAACAACUGUAGUAAUUGAUCUGUUGCGGUCAUUCUACAGUUGCUAUGGUAACACAUCAACUAUAGCUAGUGUUUUGUUGUCGUCAAUUAUAGGUUGCUACGGUAACAACUAUAAAAAUAUAUCUGUUGUGGUGAUUCCAUAGUUGCUAUGGUAACCCAACAACUAUAAGAAUAAAUCUGUUUUGGUGAUUCCAUAGUUGCUAUGGUAACACAACAACAACAGUAAUAUAAACAAAUGACCCAAUAUUGUAGUUUCUACAAUUAAAUUAUUUAUUACAUUACAAUACGCCACAGUUUACUGUAGUAAAAAUUAAAGUACACUACAGUAUCUAUUACAGUGUAUAUGUACAAGAUUCACAAUAUUUAUAUCAGUCCACUAUAGUUAAUAUUACAGGAUGCUGGAAAAUGCAAUAACAAAGUUUAUUAUAUGGAGUAUAAUGUUCAAAAACACUAGUAUUUACUAAGAUAUUUCAAUGAGCAGAAAAAAAUGAUAUAUUGUUUAUUUUUCAGACAAAUAAAUGAAAUCAGUUUUUCCAAGAGAAAAAUAUAACAAGGAAUACUGUGAGAAAUGAAACAGCACCUGUGAAAUAUUUGAAAAUAAAUAAAAAUUUCACAAGAGGACAAACAAUAAAGCUUAAGAGCACAAUGGCAAUAUAAAAGCUGCUGAAUGCGGA
Molecule: messenger RNA, 2586 nt
Organism: Danio aesculapii
Lineage: Eukaryota; Metazoa; Chordata; Actinopteri; Cypriniformes; Danionidae
Gene: dhrs7cb
Product: dehydrogenase/reductase (SDR family) member 7Cb
Exons: 7
Coding region: 115-1089 (324 amino acids)
Biological process (GO): regulation of release of sequestered calcium ion into cytosol by sarcoplasmic reticulum
Cellular component (GO): sarcoplasmic reticulum membrane
Molecular function (GO): all-trans-retinol dehydrogenase (NAD+) activity
Source: RefSeq, a predicted model, not a curated record